AUGCCAGCAACGCUGGUUGAAAUUCCUGGGCCAGCCGAGUUGGCAAACACCAUCAUUGCUGCUGCCAGCAAAAUCGAUGAUUCCUCUCCAUCAUCACCAGUUAACGGAGUCCACAAGACAACCCGAUUUACGACGGUGGAUGACCUGAUCAGAGACCGUGCAGCCACCAUCCCAGACACGCCGCUCAUCACAUACCCCAAUUCCCGCACAAGAUGCGCCGACUGGAUCGAGUACACAGCGCGCGACCUAGACGCCUACGCUGACGAGGCGGCCAAGGAACUGAGUAGACUUGGCCUGACGCCCAAGGUAUUUCCCCCCGUCCCGUCAUUGUCUUGGGUGCAGCUGGCGUUGACGAUAAUUUGGGGGGGUCAUCAGCAUAGACAAAGCUCCAAGAGCGAGGUGGUGGCUCUAUUGGGCCCUUCUGAUCUAGACUACGCCAUUUCCAUGCUCGCUCUCUCGCGGAUGGGGUUUGGAGUGCUUUUCCUCUCGACGAGGUUGGCAGUUGAGGCCUACGCGUCGCUCCUCGAGAAGACCGAGUGUACCCGUAUGCUCACGACAUCCAGGUUUGCCGACACGGUCAAGGCCAUCCGGGAAGCCGGGCGCGACCUUGAAACCUGGGACAUUGUGGGCAAGUCGAUAUACUCACGUCAAUCAACGGGAGAGCAGUUCCAAAAGCAGACGGAAAUCAAAGACCAAGCAAACGCCGUCGCUUUCAUUGUGCACUCGUCAGGCAGCACGGGGCUGCCGAAGCCCAUCUUCCAAUCCCACCGCGCAUGCCUGGGCAACUAUGCUCUAGGAAGCGGCAUGCGGGCGUUUGUCACGCUGCCGCUGUUCCACAACAGUGGGCUGGCCAACACCUUCCGGUCCAUCGUGGCCGGGAGGUGCAUGGCGCUGUACAACGCGUCGAUCCCCAUGACGAGCGCCAGCCUGGUCGAGGGUCUGGACCACAUCAAGCCCGAGACGUUCAACUGCGUUCCGUACGUCCUCAAGAUCCUCGCCGAGACGCCCGAGGGCCUCGCCGCGCUUGCCCGCUGCAAGAUGGUCGUCUACGCCGGGGCCGCGUGCCCAGACGACCUGGGAGACCUGCUGGUGGAGCAUGGCGUCAACCUCGUGGCGCACUACGGCCAGACCGAGAUGGGCCAGUUGAUGAUGUCGACACGGCCACCGGGCGACAAGACCUGGAACUACAUGCGGCUGCUGCCCAGGGCCAGGCCCUUCAUCCACAUGGACCCGCUCGGGGACGGGCAGUACGAGUGCGUGGUGCUCGACGGGCUCGAGACGAAGGUCAUGUCCAACAGCGACGAGCUGGCGCCCAACUCGUACCGCACCCGGGACACGUUCGUGCCGCACCCGACCAUCCCGGACGCCUGGAAGCACGUCGGUCGGCUGGACGACCGUCUCGCUCUCGUCAACGGGGAAAAGGUGCUGCCGGUUCCAAUGGAGGGCACCAUAUCGCAGAGCGAGCUGGUGCACCAGUGUCUGAUCUUUGGUGCCGGGAGGGCCUUUCCCGGGCUGCUGGUCGUCAAGAGCGACAAGGUGCCGGGCGCGUGGACGCGGGACCGAUACCUGGAUGCCAUCUGGCCCAGCAUACAGCUGGCCAACGACAACGCCGAGAAGUUUGCGCAGAUCGACAGGGACAUGGUCGAGGUGCUGGAGGCCGACGCCGACUACCCCCGGACGGACAAGGGGACCAUCAUCCGCGCCGCGUCGUACAAGCGGUUUGCGGACCUGAUCGAUGCCGCGUACGCCCGGUUCGAAGGCGGCGUGGCCGGUUCGGCUGGCGCACCGGUAGGCAGCGGUCACAGCCAGGUUCAACAAAACAUGGACUCGGAGGGCUACGUGGGAUACUUGACCGCGCUGUUCCGCGACCGAAUGGGCUUCAAAACACUCCAGCCCGACACGGAUUUCUUCAGCGCCGGAAUGGACAGCCUGCAGAGCAUCAGGGCACGGAGCCACAUGAUGCGCCAACUGGACCUCGGCGGCGCCGUGCUGGGACAAAACAUCGUCUUUGAACACCCAAGCAUCAACCAGCUGGCCUCGCACCUAGCCACCUUGGAAGCCCGCGCCUCACACCUCUCCCUGCCGCCCACCGCGGCCCCGGACGACGACCCUUGCACGGUCAUGUACGACCUCGUCGCCAAGUACGGCAACUUCGACCCCUUCGUCCCGGGCGACAAAACCCCAGAAUCCGACGCCAUCCUCCUCACCGGCGCCACGGGCUCUCUGGGCGCACACAUACUCGCCCAGCUCCUCGCGCAGCCCCACAUCCGCCACGUAUACUGCCUCGUCCGCGCUCCAGACACAGAAGCCGCGACGGCACGCAUCGCAACCGCGCUAUCAGACCGCGGACUCAGCGGCUCCCUCGCGCCCGCCCACGCCGCCAAGAUCACGGCGCUGCCGUCCGACCUGUCCCGUCCGGACCUGGGCCUCGCCGGCACCACACUAUCCGACCUGCGCGGCACGCUGACGGGGGUGAUCCACGCCGCCUGGGCCGUCAACUUCAACCUGGGGGUGUCGUCCUUUGCUGCGACGCACAUUGCCGGCGUGCAGAACCUCGUGCGCAUCGCCCUGUCCGUCCCCUUCUGCCGACCGGCACGCUUCGCGUUCGUGUCGUCCGUGUCGGCGGCGGGAGGCACGCCGCUGCCCGCGCGCGUGGCGGAGCGGUACGUGGCGGACCCGCGGCACGCGCAGGGGAUGGGGUACGCGCGGUCCAAGUGGGUGGCGGAGCACGUGGUGCGGCGGGCGGCGGAGGAGGCGGGCGGCGGGGCGGCGGCGUUCCGCGUGCUGCGGACGGGGCAGGUGGUGGGGGACAGCGAGGGAGGGCGGUGGAGCGCCAGCGAGGCGGUCCCGCUUAUGCUGAGGGCUGCCGAGACGAUCGGGGCGUUGCCGAGGCUGGACGAGAGGCCGAGCUGGAUCCCGGUCGACGUGUGUGCGCGGGCGGUGCUGGAGCUGAGUGGAGUGGCGAGGCGGUUUGGGGACGCGGCAGCGGCAGCGGCAGAGGAGGAGGAGGAGGAUGAGGAGGAGGAUGGCGCCCAUGUGGUGUACCACGUCCUCAACCCACGGACGUUCUCGUGGGCGGACGAGCUGCUCCCGGCGCUGCGGCGGCCCGAUUGCGGGCUGGAGUUUGAAGAGGUUGGGCAGCGCGAGUGGGUGGCGCGGCUGCGUGCGGCGGCGGAGAAGGGCGGCGAAGAGGCGGUCGGUAGAAACCCGACCGUGAAGCUGCUGGAUUUCUUUGCGGCCAAAUACGACAAUGACAAUCCCGGACGGAGCGGGCUGGUGUUUGAGACGGAGAAGACAGAGCGCAGGAGCCUUGCCAUUCGUCAAGGGUUUGAUGUCAUUGGAAGCGGGCUGAUGGGGAAGUGUGUGGGAUUCUGGAGAAGAGAGGAGUGGAUAUGA
Pyricularia pennisetigena is the source of this 3396-nucleotide messenger RNA. RefSeq lists its product as uncharacterized. The record is from RefSeq and is a predicted model, not a curated record. The transcript has a single exon. Gene Ontology annotation, molecular function: phosphopantetheine binding. Bases 1 to 3396 code for a protein of 1131 amino acids. NCBI's taxonomy places the organism in Eukaryota, Fungi, Ascomycota, Sordariomycetes, Magnaporthales, Pyriculariaceae.